CAGAAGAAGCCGGAAAGCAUCAACAGGAAGUACUUUGUUACCAUCCUCUAUCUAGUUUUCAAACCAAACACAUUUCCACAGGAUUUGCAGGAUGUUUCUAAUGUAAGAUUAGUCUAAAUGAGACGUUCAUUUGUCACAACUUAAAUGUAGUUUUCAUAUUUAUAAAGUUGUGGUCGAGCUUUUCUUUAUCUGAACGCUGUGACUAAGAAAGUAACUGUAGCAUACACAUUUAGUGUCGUUUAUUUUUUAUAAAGAAUACAGUAACGUCAGCUUCCACGAUGGACCGGGACAGAGCUAGCCCGUCCCCCUCCACCCUGCCGGAGUCCCCUGGUCACAACUCUCCUGGUAACGCCUUACUGCUGGAUCUGAAGAGGGUGUCUGUGUGGCUGGUCGACUGCAGGAAAACACCAGGGCAGAGUGGAACUGUGAGAGAAGGACACGAGGAGGAGGGAGAUUUGAUUUCAUCAAGGGACUCUCCUAACCGUCGCUCUCUCAGCGGGAGGGACUUAUCAUCUGGGGAGCUUCAACAACAACAUGUUGCUGACGAGGCAGAGAAGAGUGUCUCCCAAUCAGAACACCUCAAACACCAGCACAGACGUACAGGGAAGAAAUCUCACCACAGCUGCUCUGACUGUGGGAAGAGUUUCACUACACGGAGGUCCUUCAUAAUUCACCUGCGUAUUCACACCGGAGAGAAGCCUUAUCGCUGUUGUCAGUGUGGGAAGAGCUUUGCUCGGUCUGGACAGCUGACUACACACCGGGUAACACACACUGGAGAGAAGCCUUAUAGCUGUGGUCAGUGUGGAAAGAGCUUCAAUCAGCCAGGCAACCUGACAGCACACCAGGUAACACACACGGGAGAGAAGCCUUACAGCUGUGAUCAGUGUGGGAAGAGCUUCAAUCACUCAGGCAACCUGACAGCACACCAGGUAACACACACUGGAGAGAAGCCUUAUAGCUGUGAUCAGUGUGGGAAGAGCUUUGCUCGGUCUGGACAGCUGACUACACACCGGGUAACACACACUGGAGAGAAGCCUUAUAGCUGUGGUCAGUGUGGAAAGAGCUUCAAUCAGUCAGGCAACCUGACAGCACACCAGGUAACACACACGGGAGAGAAGCCUUACAGCUGUGAUCAGUGUGGGAAGAGCUUCAAUCACUCAGGCAACCUGACAGCACACCAGGUAACACACACGGGAGAGAAGCCUUACAGCUGUGAUCAAUGUGGGAAGAGGUUUGCUCAAGCUUCCAACCUAACUAGACACCAGGUAACACACACAGAAGAGAAGCCUUACAGCUGUGAUCAAUGUGGGAAGAGGUUUGCUCAAGCUUCCAACCUAACUAGACACCAGGUAACACACACCGAAGAAAAGCCUUACAGCUGUGAUCAAUGUGGGAAGAGGUUUGCUACAUAUUACACCUUCAAAUAUCAUCUGAGAAUUCAUACAGGGGAGAAGCCUUACCCCUGUCUUGAUUGUGGGAAACACUUUGCUAGUGCAGGAUCCCUAACCAUACACCAGAGUGUACACACAGGAGAGAAGCCUUAUAGCUGUGAUCAGUGUGGGAAGAGCUUUGCUGUAGCUUCCACCUUGAAUAAACACCAGCGCAUUCACACUGGAGAGAAGCCAUAUAGCUGUAAUCUGUGUGGAAAGAGCUUUGCUGUGGUUUCCACCUUGAAUAAACAUCAGCGCAUACACACUGGAGAGAAGCCAUAUAGCUGUGAUCAGUGUGGGAAGAGCUUUGCUCAAUCAGAUAAACUAACUAUACACCAGCGAACACACACAGGAGAGAAGCCUUAUAGCUGUGAUCAGUGUGGAAAGAGCUUUGCUCGAGCUUCCAUCCUGACUAAACACCAGCGAACACACACUGGAGAGAAGCCUUAUAGCUGUGAUCAGUGUGGAAAGAGCUUUGCUGAGUCAGGGACCCUGAAUUCACACCAGCGAACACACACUAGAGAGAAACCCUAUGUCUGUCUAUGUGGAAAGAGUUUUUCUCUUUUAGGGCAAAUAAAAAAACACCAGAAAUCAAAAACGUGCCAUAUUUCAUCUCCAUCCUAUACCCGACAGUGGUUAUAGAUCCCUAAAUUAAAGGCUCUAUAGAAAACAUAUCCAUCUCCCAUUCUUAAACAGUUGACUUAGUCUGAUCACCAUGGUAACCUCUGUGGAGCAUAAUAUGCAGCUCUGAUCUAGGAUCAGGUCUCCCCUGUGUCUUUGUAAUAUCACACAUUGGGAUCUAAAUGGAUAAAUGUUAUCAUAGAAAAUGUCAUAUUGUGUGUGUGGGGGGGGGGGGGGGGGGAUAUUGAUAAUUGUAUCGUCGUUCAUAUACUCAUGAUACUAUUAUUACAUCUCAUUAUGUAGAAUGUUUCAACAAUAGGUGUAUAUUCAUGUAUUCAAUUAAUCAAUAAAUCCAAUCCAAUAUCUUAUAAA
Oncorhynchus mykiss (rainbow trout) is the source of this 2423-nucleotide messenger RNA. The record is from RefSeq and is a predicted model, not a curated record. NCBI's taxonomy places the organism in Eukaryota, Metazoa, Chordata, Actinopteri, Salmoniformes, Salmonidae.